CACGCGAGUGCCUUACCCUAGCGUGAGUAGAUUUAUCAGUUCCUUCUGGUUGUUUUGGUAAAUAUUCUUCAAAAAGUAUUGUUUUAGAUUCUGCUUACGUUGAAAGAUAUGCACUAGCCCGAAUCAGUUUGAAAGAAAGUGGUUUCUUCCUGCAUCUUAACGGCCUCCUUGGUAUACAGACGACAAGGUGACAAAAAAUAAAUGGCGGAUGAAAACACGAAAUGCGAGCAUGUUGAGAGUGAAGAUUAUUUUGAUGGAAACCACCGUAAUGAACUUGUAUCUAGGAUGUCGAAAAUGCGUGAAAAUGGCACCCUAAUAGACAUCUGGCCAGUGGUUGACAAUGUAGAAUUUCCAGCCCACAGCCUUGUUUUGGCUUCGUGUUCUGAUUACUUUCUGGCUUUAUGCAACUCGAAUCUAAUUCCUGGAAAUCGAAGGGUCCUUAUAACUGAUCUGGGGGCGUCAACAUUUCAGCAGCUAUUAGAUUUUAUGUACACUGGUGCUAUAACGAUUAAUCCUGAAAAUGUUGAAGAUCUGUUGAGGGGCUCUGCCAUGUUGCUUUUGGAUAAAAUGAAAACUAAAUGCUGUACAUAUAUUUUGAGUCUUUUGAAUGCGCAAAAUUGCCUAGGGAUUCUAUCGAUUGCAGAUGAAUUGAGCUGCGAGGACCUGUUCAACAAAGCAAUGAAGUUCACUCAACGAUGUUUCUCAGAAGUUUGCCUAAACCCAGAUUUCUUACAGCUUCCUUGCCAUCUUGUGAGCACUUUAAUUGCAUCUGAUUCCACGUCGGUAUCAAAUGAAGAUUCUGUGUAUUCUGCUGUUAUGAAAUGGAUCUCUUACAAAGCAGGCAGGGAAAAGUUUUUCUCAAAAUUGUUCCUCAAUAUCAGGCUUCGAUUUGUAAGCGAAAAGAUUUUUUCAACUGAUAUUUCAAACAAUUGUUUAGUUCUGAAUGACCCAGCAUGCCUUGAUAGGUUAAAUGAUGCAAAGAAUUUAAGAUGUGAAAUUGCACAGGGGAGAAGAACAUCAAGCAUACCAAUCAAGUGUGAUACACACUGGGUCAAGCCUCGCUUAUGCAUGUCAAGUAUUGAUGCUCUUGUAGCUGUAGGUGGGGUGCAUGCCUUGAUAUACAAUGCAGAGGUAAAUGAUUGGUUCCAGCUAACACCAGUGAUAACAAGGCACUGCCCUGGCUUGGGCGUGCUAGACAAUGACCUUGUUAUCGUUGGUGGAAGCAGGGAAUGGAAAAGGCUUGGAGGAGGUGUCAGAUAUGACCCAAAGAGAAACCAAUGGCUAAGCAUUGUUUCCAUGAACCACAAAAGAAGCAACUUAGAACUGUCUUCUUUGGAUGGCUAUCUUUACGCUAUUGGUGGGUAUGAUGGGGAAACUCCUUUAAGCUCUGUUGAGCGUUUUGAUCAGAAGCACAACAAGUGGGAAUUUGUUGCUGCCAUGAACCAUGCCAGAGAUGGUCUCUGUGUUGCUGCAGAUGAAGAAUACAUAUAUGCCAUAUCUGGUUAUGAUGGAAACAGAUACUUGAAUUCUGUUGAAAGAUAUGAUCCAACAAGGGAUAUAUGGGAAUUAGAAGGAUUUGCGCCAAUAAAGCAGCACAGAGAAAAUGCUUCAUGUGUUAUAGUGGAUGGACAGAUUUAUGUUUUUGGCGGAUAUCAUGAUUCCACCUUUCUUGGUCAAUGUGAAGUUUAUGAUAUUGAAAAUAAUAGUUGGAGUGAAAUAACACCCCUGUCUGCUCCAAGAUACCAAACUGGAGCUGCUGUGAUUGACAGAUCGAUUUAUGUUUGUGGUGGAUGGACUGAAAAUAGUACAGCAUCAUCUCUUGUGGAAUGUUAUCAAAUAGAUGAAGAUAGAUGGGUUCCAGUUGCACCCCUACCAACACCAUGUACUGUUCGAUGUGCUUCCCUGACUUUCCCGAGAAAACGCUUGGAGGAAAUUGUUAACUCACAAGAACAUAUCAAGCAGCAGACAUCAAGAUAAAAACUGUUUGGUUGUGUAUCGAACUAACUUCUAUAAAAAUGUGCCAAUAUUUAUUCCCUUUGUGUAUUUUCACUAGACUAUCAAAUUACCUAGCCAUUUAAGUAUAUCAAGAUUGAAACACAUAUUUUUAUCCGACACAAGGGAAUAAAGCACUAAUGUUCUUAGGAUAUUUUUUUGGAAUUUUAAGAUUUUGGUCUCAACUAUAUAUACUUCAAUUGCCCCCCUCUCUGUUGUAUAAGCUCUUCUCAAAGUAGUACAUACUCGGGAAGUGAUCAUUUCAUGCAAGCCUCCAUCUUAACAUGCCAGUAUGUACAAUAAAAAUGAAAAAAUAUACGAGUCUGUUUAACUUUUUCAAGUGAUGUUGCAAAAAGUGAAAAAAAAGUUUGAAAACCAGUUAUUUGUAUGACAACUGUCUGAUCAUUUAUAUUUACAACCACCUUCAUUUAAGUUCCCUUCGAAUAAGCCCUCCUUUCAAUGAUGACACAGAUUAAGCUGCACGGGGCCUAAUUCAAGGGCUAGACCUUUUCUUCACACAUAUAUCUGCACACUAGACCUUUUCUUCUCAUUAGAGUAAGGAUAACAAACUAUUUUAUGCUACCAGCAUAUCUUGGAAUCAGAUUUUACUUUACUAACAGAAUUCAUCUCUUCCUGACAAAAUGUUUCUGAAAAGUGGUUACCCUUUAUUCCAGAAGUGUAUUAAUACUUUACAUAUGUUGCUGUAGUAUCAAGCACUUGACCUUUUUAUGCAAGCACACAUAUGAUACCCAAGUAUGAUACCCCUUUCCAAAAGGAGCAGUAGAGACUGGCUUACAAAUAAAACAUGUAGCAUUGAAUAAUUUACAUCUUUUAUAAAUCAAAUCAAAGUUUUAUAGUUGUUAAUCAAAGUUGUUAUCAAUUAUACAUUUUUAUUUUUAUUAACUUUUAACAUGUCAAUGUUCUGUACAUCCUCAAACAAGGGUCCUUCCUUUUUUAAAAUUAAUUUACUUUUCAAUGUCCUUUUCAGGCAUUUUCUUGUACCAGCAGCAUUUCCUUUUGCCAGCAGUGUUAAAACCAUGCUCAAUUAAAUAAGAAUAUGGGCGCUCUUGGAAAGAGGCACAGUAACACAAACUGGUCAAUCCUUUUUUGCAUUUGCUCUUAAACCUUUCAUGUAUUCACGCAUAACUAUAUACAUAUCUAUAUAUGGGGAUAUUUCUAAAGUGUUAAUGUACAUCAGACAAAAUUUUUACAAAUAUUACUUAUUCUACUUCAUGCAUUACAGUUGUGGUGUAAUUAAGGAAUAAUAUUACUCGACAUUCAACUGUAUUUAUAUUUUUUAUUUCUAUUAACAUCA
Rhopilema esculentum is the source of this 3307-nucleotide messenger RNA. Its product is annotated as kelch-like protein 12. Gene Ontology annotation, molecular function: protein binding. NCBI's taxonomy places the organism in Eukaryota, Metazoa, Cnidaria, Scyphozoa, Rhizostomeae, Rhizostomatidae. The record is from RefSeq and is a predicted model, not a curated record.